AUGCCUCUCACUACCUUCAGGGCACCAACUCAGACCCUGCAUACGACACCCCACAACCAACAACGACAAUCACAACAAAAGGAUACAACAUACACACCGCUCACGCCUUCGACGCCUCUUUCUGCUUGCCCGCACCUCUCUUGCCCGCACCUCCGGUUCUCAUUCUGCUCAACGUCACACACGUACAAAGCGACUGCAGAUCAUCCACCACCCACUAUGAAUCCAUUAGCGGAGCCUGGCUCCUCGAUCGCUUGCCAGUGGCACCCCCGAUCGCCACCAACAUCGCCACGUUUCCUUAGCGAUUCCUACCCAAAACAUACGCAACCCACCCACGCUUGUGGAUCCUGUUUCUUGUGGUCUACCAUCCAUAUUGGCCCCGCAUUCUUUUUUUCCGAUAUCACGGAAAAAACCAAAAGGCACAGCUCUUCCCCCCGGCAAUACUAUUCAUCCGCCUUUGCAUCUUCACGUCAACUGCUGUCCUCCGUGGCUCAGCCCCAUAUUAUUAUUUGGCUACAUUCAACAUGUGAACCAUGCCUGGGCCACGUCCUUCUCGCAGCUCCACGUCUCCGCAUUGCCCAUUUUCAACCCCACGGAAAAUUAUUCUGGGCACGCUGGGCGUGCUCGAAAAAUCCGGGCCAGUCCACCUCACCUGUGGGUUCGCCAUCGAUUGGUAUGUUCCUCCCAUUGUGCUUCGAGCGGAGGCUCGUGUAUGAUGAGGGCACAAACCAGGCAAACUGCAGUGUGCUCUGA
Molecule: messenger RNA, 750 nt
Organism: Lachancea dasiensis
Lineage: Eukaryota; Fungi; Ascomycota; Saccharomycetes; Saccharomycetales; Saccharomycetaceae
Source: the annotation of a GenBank genome assembly